Messenger RNA from Somion occarium, 2174 nucleotides. Lineage: Eukaryota; Fungi; Basidiomycota; Agaricomycetes; Polyporales; Cerrenaceae. The record is from the annotation of a GenBank genome assembly.
AAAUGCAGUCUGAAAUGGAGGCCGGCAAAGCAAUAGUUCACAGCGAAUUAUGAUGAGAGAUGGAUGAGAAGAUACUUGCGAACGACAUGGUGGACGUGAUGGUUGAAGCCCCAACAUCACCUGGACCAAUCUCUUCCCAGCCAGAUGUAAGGACGGCCCAUAUAUUUUCUCUCUCUUCGACCACGAAACGACAGUGCCCAGGAGCCAUGUCUACUACGCUCAUUGAAAUCGAAACUGUAACGCUCUCAGAUCGUUUAGAAAAGCCCGCUACUACGCCGACACUACGGAGGCACAGGGCAGGCACGAAGGGCAAGAUUCAAACGGAGGAGCUGCUGGCUGCACAGCUAAGUCCUCUUGCAUCGCUUCAUCACGCGAGCUACUACAGCCGUACGAGAUUUGGGCCUGCUGGAUGUUCAGCGACAUAUGUUCCUCUAUCAAUUCACAUGCCCGACCAUGUUAAGGAGCUGCAGGCGCAACAAGCUAUUCAGGCGGCCCAGCAAGCAUGGUGGCAUUGCCGAUGCUCUCAGACCACUUCAGAUGGUUCAAAAAGGACUAUAUGCUCCUCCCGUGGAAAUCCUCUUCUGAGCCCCUCUACGUCUUGUGUUAAUAUCCAAGAUGAGUUGCUUGAGGCGAUCGCGUCCCCUCUCUCUUUGGACCCUGUUGAGGGCCCUAUUUCGGCACCCCCAAGUCCAAGCAUGUCGAAGAUAUGGAAGACCUCCGACAGCCAUCCUAUCAACCUUUCCGUGAUGAUACCACCGGAGCUUCUUCAAGUGAUAUCCGCACAUCUGAUCCAGAACGAGAACACGCUUCCAAUCAUGUUCGACCUGUCUCCUUCUAAACACCUUCAUCUCCUACUCGACCGACCUCGCGACAGCUUGAACCAGAGAGACAUUCCUAGCGCUCAUGUGCGCUCGAUCACCCUGGCUUCAUCUCGUAGCUCAAAUACAUCUCGGUCUUCGGACCUAGUGAGUGUACUGUGGAAACAAACAUUCGCCCGAAAGAAGUCGAAAUCUGAACUCUCUUUAAACACCGUACCAAAACAAGCCAAAGUGCGUUCAGAUCCGGUUCUUGGCACAGCCAGACGUCCCAGCUUCGACAUCAGACCUAUCCGAAGACGACUUUGCCGCAGCUCGUCACAGUCAAAGCACGAUACCAAUACUGCGGUGGCGAGGAAGACGCCUGAAUCGAUCGUGAUCGGGAACCUCUUUCUAUCUUCUUGUCCCGGUAAGAAAGUACGUCUGGAUGGGCCGGUGAAUGGUCGUAGUGCGGUUCGUCGAGAUUUAGCUCAGGAUCUCAUGAGGAUGCGAGGCGCUGGCGUUCGCUGUGUCGUUUGUUGUUUGGAUGAUGCCGAGCUUGAAUUCCUCGGAGCUCCUUGGCCAGAGUAUUGCCGGAUUGCAAAUGAGAUUGGGCUGGAUAUCCUACGACUACCCGUUCCGGAGGGUCUCGCACCGCUCGAUCCCUCAACUUUCGAUGCCCAUCUAACCCGUCUAAUUACUACCUACACUCUCAAUGGACAUCACACUCUAGUCCAUUGUCGCGGAGGCGUUGGCCGUGCGGGAUUAAUCGCCUGUUGCUGGAUACUCAAAUUAGGGCUCUGCGGCUGGGUCGACACAGAUCCAUGCAGUAAUGCAUAUGUCGACGAGCCGGAAUUAGGGCUCAGGAGGGAUACUUUAUUGUUGGUGGAAAGAGCAUUGUCGGUGGUAAGGCGACGACGAAGUCCGAAAGCUGUCGAGACGUACGAGCAGGUUAAGUUUAUGGUGGACUAUGUUGAAUUUCUGAGGAAGGGAGGGAAUGGGGGUGGAAGUGCGAGCAUAAAUGGGGGUUCCUUGGACGGCGAGCUGGACGUUAAGCUUGGUGCUUCAAUGCUGGAGAAUUCAAGGCCGGCAUGGAAUCUGAAGGUGGAAUAAAGGCGUCUAUGCAGGACACAUCGCUAUCGACAUUUAUAUCUUUUUCUUGGUUAUUUCUUUUCUUCUCUGGAGAUCAAUGGGGACUAACCUUAUUGUCAGUUAUUGACACUGUACAUAGGUUUUAAAAAGCUCAAGGGGUAAAGCGAUCUAACAAUGACACUCAUUACAAUACUUGAACCAAAUUAAGAGAGCAUGAAUAACGUGUAUAAUUGAAAGCGAGAGCUUUGUAACCGAUACGGCACAGGACAAUACAGAGAGGCUACACUA